AUGUGUCCUCCAGUGUGGGUAAAAGGAACAAGCCUGGAAAAUUUUGAUCUGACGGACCCUGUUAUAAUGAAGCAGGAGUAUUACCAGCCAUUAUUGCGCCUCAUACAGCAGGCCAAUGUGAACAGAUCAGCCAUCUUGGCGAAUAUUGUUACAGAGCCAGGCAGCCAACGUCUCACCAACUCGGGAAAUAUCAGAGAUGGAACUGAUAUCGAAAGUUGCGCGAGUCCUAGAGCUGAUAGCAAAGACACUGAACCCAAUGACAUAUUCGGGCAAGGGGGUGAUGUCGAAGAAGGACCGGAUGAUGGCCUCUAUAGCCAAACAGAUCGAGGAGAGAAUCAAGACGAUGACCCGCUCAUUUUGGGUGCUGAAAACAUCCAAAACACUGGCCUUUCGGGAAAAAGUAGCAUCAUAUACGUCAAAGCGGGAAUCGAUUGA
Molecule: messenger RNA, 435 nt
Organism: Clonostachys rhizophaga
Lineage: Eukaryota; Fungi; Ascomycota; Sordariomycetes; Hypocreales; Bionectriaceae
Source: the annotation of a GenBank genome assembly